AUAAUAUCAUAUCAAUAUAUAUCUCAGCAUUAGAGAAACCAUGUGAUGAUAUGAACAUCCAAUAGAUUAGGGAGAGUCAAAGAAAUCUUUCGAAGAAACAAAAACGUUUUAGUUUAGAGAUACGCCACAACACAAGUAUCAUCGACAAAACUGUGGUCAUGGAAGAUAAAGUUUAUGCGGUGGACGAGGAGGAUCAAAGCUUCUACUACCUGCCACGUCAAGGUAUAUGGAGAAGAGGGAAUCAGGAUUCUAAGCCGGGAAACAGAAAAGACUGGUGUGCCAUAGGUAAACUAUUAUACUGUUGUGGUACUCGCGGAAGAAUACUGUGGUGUGAGGCAGACAAGUUGGAUUGGAGGGAGGUGAGUGGUUUGGAUGAUAUGCAGUGGCUUUUAUUUGGUUUAAAAGGGCACUACUCUUCUGAGACCGUAAUGCUCGGGUGGAAGCUCCACUGUACUACCGAAAAUGGUUUCAGCAGACUGACCACCAACUCUCGUGGGAACAUUGUCGUCUUCUGGAAGGUGCAUAUCCCUAAAAUUCACAAGGACGAUUUUCCUUGUAUUCGCAAGGUGCAUAUCCCUGGUACUAAGAGGUUGGAGCUUUGGUGUGCGGGGAUUUCCUUGAAGAGAAGCCCCGAAGGCGAGAUUAGGGGGACAAUUGAGUAUGCCGAUCUUGUCUCUGAACUUGAUCCUCUCUCAUAUACCGUUAAGGUUCUUUGCUCCAUCUUCUGUCAUAGGAUUUAUAUACUUCUGAGAACUACUAAUUUAGACAAUAUGUUUCUUCUUGCUAAAUUAUCAGCCAUUUUAUGGAUCUUACAUGCUUUGGAAACUUGUAAUGGUAUUGUUCCAGUGCUGCGGGUAUUAAAUGCUAGAGACUUGUUUUAUGGUCUUUGGAUACCAGAUCUUUUCAUGGAGAGAGUCCAGACUGAUGGACAGUGGUCACUGUUUUGUCCUAAUGAAGCUCCAGGUUUGGCAGAUUGUUGCGGUGCAGAAUUUGAGAAAUUGUAUUCUCAGUAUGAGAAUGUGGGUAAGGCUAAGAAGGUUGUCCAGGCACAGCAGCUUUGGUACGAAAUCUUGACAUCCCAAGUAAAAACAAGAACACCAUACAUGCUUUUCAAGACAUACUACCAUGCACUCAAGUCAUCUUCAGAGAUUGCUACUAAGGAAGGUGCAUAUGAAACUUGCCAAGGAAGUCCUGGAGUUGUGCAACCUGCUACGUGGAGUAUGGAUAAGAAGGAUCUGGAGAGAGAGUUUCACAUGACAGGAGGAGAUGGAAAAACUAGUUAUGCCAGAAACUCUUCCCUCCAGAAGAAAGCAUCUGAUAUGGCAAACCACAUAACACUAGAGACACUUCAACAACUCUACAAAGAGACAAGACCCAAGAGCUUAGGAAUAGCUGAUCUAGGAUGUUCUUCAGGACCAAACACUCUCUCCACCAUUAAAGACUUCAUCAAAACCGUCCAAGUUGCUCACCACCGCGAGAUCCCAAACCAGCCCUUACCAGAAUUCAGCAUCUUCCUUAACGAUCUCCCUGGAAAUGACUUCAACUCCAUAUUCAAGUCAUUAACAGACUUUCACAUAGAGCUCAAGAGAGACAACAACAAUGGUGAUUCCCCUUCAGUUUUCAUUGCAGCUUACCCUGGAUCAUUCUAUGGACGACUCUUCCCUGAAAAAAACAUCCACUUUGUCUAUGCCUCUUAUAGCUUACACUGGCUUUCCAAGGUUCCUGCAGCUUUAUAUGACGAGCAAGGCAAGUCCAUAAACAAAGGUUGUGUUAGUAUCUGCUCCAUGAGCUCUGAAGCUGUUUCCAAAGCUUACUACAGUCAAUUCAAGGAAGAUUUCUCUAUUUUCCUCCGGUGUAGAUCAAAAGAGAUGGUUGCUGCAGGAAGAAUGGUGCUCAUAAUACUCGGAAGAGAAGGUCCUGAUCAUGUCGAUAGAGGAAACUCUUUCUUCUGGGAACUUCUCUCAAGAUCCAUAGCAGAUCUUGUUGCACAGGGAGAGACUGAGGAAGAGAAGCUUGAUUCUUACGAUAUGCAUUUUUAUGCCCCGAGUGCUGAUGAGAUAGAAGGUGAAGUGAACAAAGAAGGGUCUUUUGAAUUAGAGAGGUUAGAGAUGUUAGAAGUGGACAAGGAUAAAGGGAACGAGGGUGAUAUAAGUUAUGGUAUGGCGGUUGCGAAGACGGUAAGAGCAGUUCAAGAAUCAAUGCUUGUUCAAUACUUUGGGGAAAAUAUUCUUGACAAGCUGUUUGAGACAUAUGGUAGAAUGGUUGACGAAGAGUUAGCUAAGGAAGACAUAAGACCCAUCACAUUUGUUCUUGUCCUAAGAAAGAAGCUCUGAAAACAUUGGAACCUAUAUAUGUAGCAAAUAUCUGAAUAUGAAAUAUGCAACCUGAUAAGUCUCGAUUCCUAGCAACCUGAUAAGUAGAAGAAAGCGAUUUGGUUCCGAAUUUUGUUUGAUUACUACAAAAAAAAUUGAGCUUAAAAUGCUCUCUGCACCAUUGCAGAACCAAAUCUUGAAUUGCUCUGUCUUGGUUCUUGUAUACCAAAUUACCAAGUUUACUAGCUUCAGAUCCAGAUACAAUCAAAUUGAGUAAAGAAC
Arabidopsis arenosa is the source of this 2594-nucleotide messenger RNA. The record is from the annotation of a GenBank genome assembly. NCBI's taxonomy places the organism in Eukaryota, Viridiplantae, Streptophyta, Magnoliopsida, Brassicales, Brassicaceae.